CCGGAGCGGAUAAUUACCAAAACAAAAUGUGACACAGUUUCCAGAUAUGCUGAAUCGAAUGGGGUUAGCAGUUUUUGGAUAAAUUUUUUUGUUUGUUCUGACCAGAUCGUACGGGGUUUUCCGUUGUAAUAUAGAUCUUUUCCUUGAUAGAAGUACAGAUAGAUGUGCUUCUACUGAUCUACACACGCACUGGGCUUAACAAGACUGUCCUUAGGCUACGAUUAUAGUGAGAAAAUCGAACUCCCCGUUCUUCCUGCAACGUCGAUUUUCAACAGUGUUUUUCAAGUGCAGCAGUAUGUUUACGAGGUGCUUUGUGCUUUUGGAGGAUUACGGCAAAAGAAUGUGGAUCAAACCAACUGGCACGCAUACUUUUCUACGACUGCAGCAUCAUUACCAUGAUCGAAAUACUGACCAACGUCGAAAUAUUAACCAUAUAUUGGCCGGUUGAAAUACUUAUAUUCAUUCGCCCAGCUGAACAUAACACUGAGCCAUUCAAAAUUUGAAGGACACUCAAAACUGAGAAAAUCAAAAACCGGUUGCAUUAGAAACUCUUGAGCUAAUGCACGUACGAUAUUACGGUGCCUUUCGAAAUGUUUGCUGGGUGACCGGAAAACAAGCAUCUGCAGCAAUGACAGAGGCGUCAGGUACAUUGUGUGGCGUUACGAAUCAUGACCACAGGCUUCGUUAUAUGGCAGGUUUUCAUUUGUUGCUGUUUUGCUUGUACAAUAAAUAAGCAAGCGUGGAUAGAUCGCAAUGCAGGUAGGAUCGCAAUGCUUGUCUAAUGGUGCACUAUGUGGCAUUAAUAUUGUUCCGUCCCGCAAACUUGCAAGUGCACAAGAGAGUAGAAAGAAUGGAAUAGUCAAUUUGGGACAUUCACCUUCGUUUGAACUACCUAAUCAGACGGAAAAACCUGCAAUUAUGCGUCCAGAAAUCGGCUCCGCGGUUACGCUAUCAUGUAUCAUGCAUUAUCCAGAGCGUAGUGACAAAAAUAAUACCGGCAAAUAUCCAAUAUGGGAUCAUUCUGUCUUGGGAAACCUUUAUAAAGAUACUUCAUUUAAAUGCGGCUCAAUAACAGAUUGUUAUAUCUGUCAUUGUAAGCGCACCGUUCAACUCGGACCAUAUUAUUUGAAAUGGAACACAGUGACACUGGAGUUCGCCUCGCAACCGAACCGGCUGAUGUCAACAUUACACAUAGCAGAAGCUAUUCAGUUCUUCGCUGGUUUAUAUACGUGUACGGAAAGAAACCCUCACAAUGUAUCAACUAUCACUUCACGAAUUCUGAUGAGCCCACUUUAUCAGCCGAAGGAUGUUUUUGUUCCUGCAAUGCAGAAUGUCACCGCGCGCAAAGGUCAAGCAGCUGAGUUCCACUGUUACACACAGUUUGAAUUGUUUAAAGGGACAGACAAAGAUUAUAGCAAUCGGUUCAUCUGGUACCAUGAGAAGGGCAUCCUCUAUGCCCCAAAGACGCAUCCAUUUAGCGUCCUUAAAAUUGACGCUGAAACACUGGGUAGUGAUUACAAAGUUGAUGGGAUUUUAUCCGAAAAAGGAACAUGCUCGUGCUAUUCAACUUUGACCAUUCAUAACACUUCACCAGUUUCGGCUGGACGUGUUGAGUGCUGGUUUCAGAUUGAUCCGUUUUUGGAUGAAUGGCUCAUUCAGUCUGCUCAUCUUAUUGUCCACAAAGAAAACUGAUAUUUUACGAGUAUUGUGCGCAAUAUCGCAAUUGUUUUAUUAUUCGCACUUAGAAAAAAGAAUAGGUUGCCUUGCGAUGUCAUUAGGGAACAUUCAUAGUUUACGUACGCAGCGGAUCAAGAUAUACUUACUGCAGCAGAUAUAUGUCACAAUCUGACAAAGAAUUGCUAACUGUUCCUACAGCCAUGUCAGGCUGCUCCAAAAGAGAUAUAUUUUGAAUCUGGACUUGCAGACCCGUCACAUGCAGUCUCCGCACUUUGCUGCGAAAUCUUUUAAUUUCGAUUAAGUGCUGAUCGCCAACGUCAAAUCGAUCUCGCGCCCCGUGUUAGGAUGUCUCAGCGAACCAGUAAUACGUCUAACAUAUACCGAAAGCGCAAGAGUAUGGGACGUACAAGCAUGCAAAAUAUAGAAUCUGUUCUAUUCGACUCGCAACCCAAGGCUGACGACCGAAAUACAGUGCGUUCUGAUGCGGAGGGAUAUACAGCAGCACUCGCUCAAGUUCCUUUCGAUACAGUGGCGCCAAAGGCCGUUUAUGAGCGAGAAAGCGAUAAAAGUGGUCAGGGACGAGCGAGUUUACUUAACGAAGCGGAACUCCAGAAAUAUUAUGUGAAAGAUCCUGAACCUAUUUGCCAGUGCGGCGCUGGGCCAGAGGAUGUGUCUUACCGUCACGAUGCUUGCUCUAGCGUCGCACGCUGUCAGUCCGCCAAGGAGAAGCGCACCAAUCGGUUAUCCAGUGUCAUAACCGCUGAUCGUGCCGAAAAUGCAGAUUUGCCUGACUUGUCCGUUCUUGGAGAUGUCAGUUCCCAGCUCCCACCUAAUUCGCGCAGUCAUCUGGAGAAUCUGCGGAAAGAUCUGCGACGUAUCCAAAACCAAUGGGUAUUCGAGCAACGUGUUGGGAAAGUUGCUGAUCCCGAGGAUGUGGAGCGUUUGAUCCACGAAGUGCAGAAUGAAAAAGUUAUAUCCAAUUCGGUGUUUCACGAUGUGGCUCGGCAGGCAGCUGGCGAGUGUGAAGCUCGCGGUGACCUUUUGGACUCUAUUCGAAAAAAAUACAACUCACUGGUCAGCCAAAUUCCUCCACCAUUGGAACGCAUUGCAAACGAUCUGACCGAACAACGAAACCUCGAUAAAGAACUGGCAACGGUGUUGUUGGACUAUCAGAUGUGGUGGCGACAAAGGUCGCUUCCAUUGGAGAAGAGCCACCAGCAGAGUGAAAGUAUGCAUCACAAUUUGGAAAAAGAUAUCGAAGGGCUAAACACCACUUUAACUACUUUGCACAGCGAAAGCUAUCAACUGAAAAGCCUGAUCACACUCCAUGCUGCUUACCGCGCCCGAUCUGGGCAGAACAUGCAGGAAUUGGUGCUGGCUCGGGAAGAAUGGCAGGAUUCAGCAUAUAAUGUUUGUGGCAAAGGUAUCAAAGAUCAGCGCCUGGUCAAACUAACGGAAAUGCAUGUCCUGCACCAAAUGUGGUACAUCGCAGCAAAGCGGCGAUAUAAGGACUUACAAGUCCUGGAUGACAACGAACUAGCCCAGAUCCAAACAGUAGAGAAAGAAUUUCUCGGAACACUGAAAGCUCUGGAAGCCAGACUCAUAGAACAAGAGACUGGUACGGUGCAGCUCGUGCAGAUUCUUCGGACUGAUAUCGACAAGAAACUCCAUCAUACGCUGUUUCGAAAUUAUAGACAUAUAGAAGUUUUGGAAAGCUUCUCUGCCUGGCAGCAGAUCCUAAACGACAUUGCCGGCUACUUUUCAGAGGAAAAAGAAGCCGAUCACUUGAUUUACGUACAGCGAUUAGAAUUCCUCUUCGAGUCAGUUGUUCAAAGGACGUUGGUGCUGUAUAUUAAGUACCAGAAACGGGAUGAUUCCAUAGCGUCUGAUAAUCCGCAUAGCCAACUACGGAAGUCCUUAAGGCAAGACGUCCUUUUCACGCACCUUGAUCCGAACUACAGAAAGACGUCACCCAUUGAUAGGGAUUUUGGUGCUUUUGUUGCCAGUCCCACUGAAUCCCCGUUGUAUUACUCUAAUCCAGCGUCACCGCUACUGGAACCAGACGCUGCAUUAACCGGGACAGAGUUCGAAGAAUCGUUACAGUUAUUCACUGAUCUACUGGCAAAGCAGUUGGACAAUGCCAGCACAGUAGAUUAUCGGCGUGACCUUUCUGUUUUUUCUCAAAGCAAGCCAUAUGCAGAGUUGUUUCGCUUGUGGCAGAUGUAUAGUGACAUCAAGCUGCAUUUUGUUGAUCGAAUGCAUGGCAGUGCUUCGUUGCGUAAUUGGCUGUUGGAGAUGAACCAGUCUAUUGAUCUAUUAAGAGCUGAUACCGUCAGUGGAUCGGCGUUCACUGAGAAGGUGUGCUUGUUGUUGGAUCGCACCCAUAAUAUGUUGACUCUGAUGAAGAACGAUUUCUCGCUAACAUCGGCUCCGAAAUCACAUAAUAUAAUCAAGCGUUUUACGCAUGCUGCCACCGCUUGGAGUCUGUUUUCCCAGAGUGCCCUGAAUGCCGCUACGGCCUGUGUGUUGGAACGAUUAUCCCUUCUGUUUGUGGAGAUGGUACGCUGCGGCUCGGAAUUAAUGCUGUUAUUGUUUCCUAAUCAGCUAACGCAAAAAGAAGCAAUCGAGAGCAUUGAUGUUUUGCGCGGCAGGACGGAAGCGACUGUCCACGAUCUGGAGCGGAUUUCUGCAGUCCUUGACGGCAUCGUACUACCUCCGCCUCAACACGAAGACGACGUAGAACUCCGCACCAGUUCGCGCGAAAGUUCUAUAAUGGAAUUAGUGGAAAAGUGGAGAAUUUAUUCUGCCUUGUGUGUCAAUUUCGCGUAUGAGACCGUAUCCAAAGAUCUCAUUACAUUCCUUCCCAUGUCGAAAUUGGCAAUCUACGAUAAGAACACUUUAAAAGAAGAACUAGCGUAUGGCGAUUCAGCUGCCAAUUACGACAAAGCGCUCGAUAACAUCUUGGAUAUCCCACCGUGUCUCCACGGAGUAAUUCGAGAUUAUUGGAUAAAAGAUGACCAUGUAGAGAUCGCCUGCGUAGGCGAUGACGAAAAUGUUUACGUUAAACCGUUUCGGCUGAUGACGUCGGUGAACACUGAUCGAACAUUAUCGUCCGAAUUAAUGGAAGAAUUCAGCAAGCUGUCUCAGGAAUUAAGUGCCGAGAAGAUUCGGACGGUUAAACUGACCCUAAAACUGAUGGAGUUAGAAAGGGAGCUCGCCGAAAUCAACCUUUCGAACCAAAACCUGGAUCUGGAUGUACAGUAUUAUCAAGCCAGAAAGCAACAGACAGCGCCACCAGAGAUCGCGCUUCCGGCAAUGCCAUUGGUUGAUUUGGAAGAGAAGAUGUACCAUGCAAAACUGCUGCCGCCAUUGCUGUGUGUAACGGACGAUGCCGAACCGCUUAACGCCAUGCAACCCUGGGAUUACAUCAUCGACAAGACGUUCUACAUUUCGGACACCGUUAUUCUGUUUACUUCGCCGUAACAAUAUCGCGUGUACAUCAUAGAAAUCUGGGCGCCAUUUAACGGCUAUGUUUUCUACGAUAAUACAACGUGAUUAUGUGUUGCAGUACUUAUAAAAUUGUGUGUUCGUAACAUAUCCUUCAGUGUUUAUAGCAGCACAAGAAGAUUUGAAUAGCGGCAAAGCAUUUCAG
Messenger RNA from Paramacrobiotus metropolitanus, 5329 nucleotides. RefSeq lists its product as uncharacterized. The transcript is spliced from 4 exons. Bases 2023 to 5160 code for a protein of 1045 amino acids. NCBI's taxonomy places the organism in Eukaryota, Metazoa, Tardigrada, Eutardigrada, Parachela, Macrobiotidae. The record is from RefSeq and is a predicted model, not a curated record.